Molecule: messenger RNA, 727 nt
Organism: Coregonus clupeaformis (lake whitefish)
Lineage: Eukaryota; Metazoa; Chordata; Actinopteri; Salmoniformes; Salmonidae
Gene: gtf2h5
Product: general transcription factor IIH, polypeptide 5
Exons: 3
Coding region: 121-336 (71 amino acids)
Biological process (GO): transcription initiation at RNA polymerase II promoter; nucleotide-excision repair; transcription by RNA polymerase II
Cellular component (GO): transcription factor TFIIH holo complex; transcription factor TFIIH core complex
Source: RefSeq, a predicted model, not a curated record
AAUAGUACACCGAUUAGCUAUUUAUCGCCACAAAAGGACAAUCAGCAGAGAGCUGAUCUACUCCAGAUUGAAUUUUCGCAAGUCGGUUUUGGAGACUGGUGUUUGGAAGCUAACAGCAUCAUGGUCAACGUACUAAAGGGUGUUCUUGUCGAAUGUGACCCUGCCAUGAAGCAGUUCCUACUGUACCUAGAUGAGACGUCUGCCCUGGGAAAGAAGUUUAUCAUACAGGACCUUGACGAGACCCAUGUUUUCAUUCUGGCCGAGGUGGUCCACAUACUCCAGGAGAGAGUUGGGGAGCUGAUGGAUCAGAACUCCUUCCCCAUCACUCAGAAAUAAAGAAGGAAGAAGGUGCUUAAGCAAUCGAACAAGUGAUGUUCUUUACAAACAUUGAACUGUCUGUCUGGGGAUUUUUGUUCAGUGAAAUAUUUGUAUUUAUAGGUGUGAUCCUUUAUUCUGCAUGCCAGCAGCCCACGUUUCCUCAAGGAAUUUAUCAUUAGUUUUUCAUCCAAACUGGUGCAAAUAUGUUUUGUUAAAUGUGUUGUCUUUUGAUCAUGCUUUAAAAUGAGACCGGUGGCUAUUAGCCUACACUGCAAACUUGCGAAUGACCGAUGUUUCAGCCCACUUUAAUACACCUGUUUCUAUGGUGUAUAAAUAAUUAAAUUUCAUGUAUAUUCAUAACUUUUAGAUGGCUUAAAUUACAUGUAAUAAACUUUUGUAUCUGUCUCAA